AGCUAACGUUAGUUGGCUAGGCUAUCCAGCUGGGUUUGGCUGUUUGAGUAGGGUUGUUGUCAUUAUGUUGUAUGUCAGGUGAAUCCCACCCAAUGUCGCGAUUGACAUUAAUGUAACGUUAGUUGCUGUACACAUGGGUAACUUAAGGGGACACGGGUGUUGUUCGGUGGUAGCUCCUGCUCUCACUUGUAACGUUACCGGAAAGUUUGCUGGAUCAGCUUGAUGCUCAUGUCUAAUACCUUUCAAUGCGACUUCACACUAGGGCGAAUAACCGAUUGAUGUAAUUGAGCUUAUAACAUUACAUUCGUUACAGCACGAGCCUGCUGUCGUGUAGUAGGACCUGAAGACGGCGUGGUUUCUAAACUCAUUUCCUGUUUUAUUCUGCGUAUGUCGUCAUGUUAGUCAUGCUGCAUUACACUGUAGAGAUAAUGCAGCUGUCAUUCCUCAUUCUGUGUUUGAGCGGUGUGUGUGUUGUCAUGAAUACAAACUUAGAUCGUAUGAGCUGUAAUGUCUGUAAUGUUUCUCACAAAAACGGUAUCGCAGUUGGCCAGGACUGCUCCUCUGGGGUGAAUCUUUUAUGCGUUUAUGUCAAUGUGACAGGUGGAAACUCUACCGACGACACUAUGGGACAAGACAGAGGAAAGUACGAUUUCUAUAUAGGCCUCGGCUUGGCCAUAAGCUCCAGUAUAUUUAUCGGGGGUAGUUUUAUUCUAAAGAAGAAAGGACUUCUUCGACUGGCCAGAAAGGGCUCUAUGCGAGCAGGCCAAGGUGGUCACGCAUACUUAAAAGAAUGGCUGUGGUGGGCAGGCCUGUUAUCAAUGGGGGCCGGUGAAGGUGCCAAUUUUGCUGCCUACGCCUUUGCUCCCGCCACCCUUGUGACUCCUCUCGGCGCUCUCAGUGUACUCGUGAGUGCGGUCUUGUCUUCAUACUUUCUGACGGAGCGGUUGAACCUGCAUGGAAAGCUUGGUUGUCUUCUCAGUAUCCUGGGUUCCACUACCAUGGUGAUACAUGCACCUCAAGAGGAAGAGAUUGACAGCUUAAAAGACAUGGCCAAAAAACUGGUUGAUCCAGGCUUUGUGGUCUUCGCAACAGCUGUCAUCAUCGUAGCUCUCAUUUUCAUCUUCGUGUUGGGCCCGCGCUGCGGGCAGACCAACAUCUUGGUUUACAUCACUAUCUGCUCUGUGAUCGGCGCCCUGUCCGUUUCCUGCGUCAAGGGACUGGGCAUCGCCAUUAAGGAGGCCAUUGCUGGGAUGCCAGUGGCACGAAACCCUUUGGCCUGGCUGCUGCUGCUGAGCCUGAUAGCUUGUGUUAGUACACAGAUCAACUACCUGAACAAAGCACUGGACAUAUUUAACACAUCUCUAGUGACGCCUAUCUACUACGUGUUCUUCACCACCUCCGUGCUCAUGUGCUCCGCCAUCCUGUUCAAAGAAUGGGAACACAUGGCCACCGAUGACAUCAUCGGCACGUUGAGUGGUUUCAUCACAAUUAUCGUGGGCAUCUUCCUACUGCACGCCUUUAAGGACUUUAGCAUUAGCUUGGCCACCCUGCCUGUGUCCAUUAGGAAAGAGGAGAGGAACGGACCCAUUUCAAACGGCAUGGCAGCUCAUAAUCACUCCAGUUAUGAACUGCUACGGAAUGAAGACACUGAGGACAUUGGAGAUCGAGAGAUGUCAUUUGACAGCGUCUCCAGAAGAAACGGUACUCUGACGUCCUCUUAGGGUUAAAAAGGAACCUGUCUGCAGCAGUUUUUUGGACAUCUAGAAUUUUUCUUUGAAGAUUUAAGAAACCUAAGACAAUCAACUUUUGAGGCAAAAAAGAUGGACCAAUUGAUUGUACUAAGAGUUAUUGUUUUAUUUGCCUUACUUUCUUGGUUCAGAUUAGACUACACGGUAAGGCUUCAUCUCAUUCCUCAUGUAGCACUGUAAAUAUAUACCUGUACGUUUUUAAGAGACUUUUGUUAUGAUAUAUUAUGUACAGAUAUCUGUAUUUACAUGCACCAAGUUUCUUUCUACAAAAAGUUAGUUGUGUUGACUUUGUAAUAAAGAUAUACAAGUGGAAGGAGAA
Triplophysa rosa is the source of this 2067-nucleotide messenger RNA. It is a transcript of the gene nipa2, whose product is annotated as NIPA magnesium transporter 2. The record is from RefSeq and is a predicted model, not a curated record. Gene Ontology annotation, biological process: magnesium ion transport. Gene Ontology annotation, cellular component: membrane. Bases 396 to 1721 code for a protein of 441 amino acids. Lineage: Eukaryota; Metazoa; Chordata; Actinopteri; Cypriniformes; Nemacheilidae. The transcript is spliced from 6 exons. Gene Ontology annotation, molecular function: magnesium ion transmembrane transporter activity.